GUCCUCGGUCCUUCUGCUGCUAAGCCUCGGCUAGCUCCUCCUGACAGAAGCUAGCAGCAGAGUACUAAUAAAUAAAUUGUAGUUAGUCCCGAAUAGCUUUUUUUUUAGGAGCGGUUUGUGGGGGUUAUAAUGGGCGGCAGAACGAGUGCGAUAGCUGCGGGGCUGUGCGGGGCUCUGUUAAUCGGUUACUGCAUUUAUUUUGACAGGAAAAGACGGAAUGACCCGAACUUCAAGAACAGGCUGCGGGAACGAAGAAGAAAGCAGAAGGUGGCCCAAGACAAAGCAGGGUUGGCAAAGCUCCCUGACCUGAAGGACGCGGAGGCCGUGCAGAAGUUCUUCCUGGAGGAGAUCCAGUUGGGAGAAGAGCUUCUUGCUCAGGGGGACUAUGAGAAAGGUGUGGACCACCUGACCAACGCCAUCGCGGUGUGCGGCCAGCCUCAGCAGCUUCUGCAGGUGCUGCAGCAGACCUUACCUGCACCGGUCUUCCAGAUGCUGCUCACCAAACUGCCCACCAUCAGCCAGCGCAUUGUGAGUGCACAGAGUGCGAGUGAAGACGAUCUAGAAUAAAGAACCGAGCAGAACCCGCCUCCCUUCAUGGACCUGGACCCUGACCUGGACCUGCCAAUACCUCGGACAUUAGACACGUCCAUCGACAUGUACCAACAGGAUUUGUUGGGUUAUUUUUAUUUCUGAAGUUAUUCACAUCAACAUGUUUACUUGUUAUUUACUUUUAGGGUAAAUUGAUCACAAAGUGGCAAAAAUACAAGAAGCAUGUUCAGUUUCACUGCAUCAAAAGACGAGUACUGGCUGGACCGAGGUCUGCUGAAAACCACUUCGUCCUUCAGGAGUCUGCACCCAUCGUCUCUCACACACACACACACACUCUGACAGUCCCAGGUUAACACCAUCCAUCUUGACAAUAUCAUUAUAAAGUGUCAGAAGAAGAGUCUUCUCUCUGCUUUGAAACUUUCAGUAUUUAUUGUUUUUAGUCUUUUUGGUUUAAACUUGUAAACAUUUUUUUUUUAAGUAAAAUUAUUUGUUCAAGUUUAAGAAAAACGCUCUUUGGAAGAAAAAAUAAAAAGUGAAAACUU
Nematolebias whitei (Rio pearlfish) is the source of this 1091-nucleotide messenger RNA. RefSeq names its product translocase of outer mitochondrial membrane 20b (gene tomm20b). The record is from RefSeq and is a predicted model, not a curated record. Gene Ontology annotation, biological process: protein targeting; protein import into mitochondrial matrix; tRNA import into mitochondrion. Gene Ontology annotation, cellular component: mitochondrial outer membrane; mitochondrial outer membrane translocase complex. The transcript has 5 exons. Bases 130 to 567 code for a protein of 145 amino acids. NCBI's taxonomy places the organism in Eukaryota, Metazoa, Chordata, Actinopteri, Cyprinodontiformes, Rivulidae. Gene Ontology annotation, molecular function: transmembrane protein transporter activity.